UGAACCAACUUUAUUUGCUUCCAUGAUGCCUUAUGUAGCCAAUGGACUUUUCAAAAAUGAAAAAGUUAAUGAUGUUUGGAACAAUAGUAUUAUGAUCAAUUCAAUUAUUGCUGGAGUUUAUUUUUUGGGUUGACUUUUCUUCCCCAAGAUCCGAACCUUUUAGUUUGCAUAUUAAAUUUGGGAUAAUAAUUAACAAUUGGAAAGAAAUUCUCAAUGCUAAAAAAACAUGAGUGAGAUUGACGUGGGUGGAAAGAAUACAGUUUUUAUAUAAACCUCCCAGCUCCUUCCCACAAUCCCGCGUACGCUGUUUAUGAUGGGCAACGGUUGCAACUUUGAGCGUAAUAGAACAUAACCAAAAACCAUUGAGUAUACCGUGAGUGUCCAAUAAUCGAAAGAAUUACUCGAUAGUUUCUCUCAGUCAUAUAUCAGCCAAGAAAGAUUUGACGUGAAGAGUUAGUUAAACAAACACAUUCCAGAACACCAAGAAAAAUGAUAAACAGAAGACUAAGCACUCGAACGAGCAUCCAACCAACCCAAAGGACCGAACCCCACAUUGAUGCACCCCUUACUUCCAACUUAUGUGACAAUGGCACUCCUUCCUUGCCAAGAAAAUUCACAAAUUCCAGGCGGACCAUAGGUAAAAGCUCAGAUUGGUCGUUGAAUUCUCCCAAGGAAGAUCAACCAGAAUCUCCAUCACCCAUUUGCAGCAGUUGCACUAGUCCACUAAGCUCUAAAACAUCUUCUUCUAAGCUCAAUACAUUCUUCUCUCGACUCUCCACUGAGUCAGCAACUCCAAGAAACCAGAGCUAUUACGUUGAUUCGGAUAGUGGGAAGAAUGGCCGUUUCAACGACCCAAAUCCUCAAGACAAGUAUCCACUAGCAAUUGAAGAGAAUUCAGUAGCUGAGGAGAUUAGUAGUCAAGCUUGCAGUUUAGGGAACUUCGGAGUGUCCAAUGGUGAAAGCCCGGAUUAUUUACAGCAUAACUUGAUGACUCGGCCGAAGCCUUACAGUACGUUCUUAGAUGAAGUCAAGAAGCAGGAGCUUGAGGCUGAGGUAGAAGCAUGGAAAAAAACUAAAGAAACCGAGCUUAUUGACAAGUUGGCCAGAAAAGAAGCUGCUAUAAACGAAUGGGAACACAAGAAGACUAGCAAGAUUGUGGAAGAAAUGAAGAAAUUUGAGAGCAAGCUGGAGAAGAAGCGUGCUAAAGCAUUACAGAAAUUCCAAAAGAAAAUGAACAUAGCAAAGGCUGAGGCAAAUAAAAUGACAACAAAGGCAAGGAAAGAAACCAUUGAGAAAAUAUCAGACAUUUCAAAGAUCUCUGACACAGCAUUAGCCACGAAGAAUUCAAAAUGUGUCAAGCUACGGUUCUCUUAGUCCAAAAAAAAAACAAUUAUAACUUUUAGUAAUUAGAUAAAUGAGAUGUUUGGCAUUAAAUUCCAAUGUGCAUCAACGAUUCUAUUCAGCAAUUAUUAAUCAUAAGAAUCCGUAGUAUCUCCAAGCUUUUUGACGUUAUGCUAGUCCUUGUAAGAGAGUUAGUGGUCAUGUUGGUCAUAUAUUUUUUUAGACAUUUCAGACAUGUAUCGGUGGGUUCACUUAAUUUUGACCGAUUAAUAUUUUUCA
This is a messenger RNA of Cannabis sativa, 1620 nucleotides long. RefSeq lists its product as uncharacterized. The transcript is spliced from 5 exons. Bases 490 to 1374 code for a protein of 294 amino acids. The record is from RefSeq and is a predicted model, not a curated record. NCBI's taxonomy places the organism in Eukaryota, Viridiplantae, Streptophyta, Magnoliopsida, Rosales, Cannabaceae.